Neoarius graeffei (lesser salmon catfish) is the source of this 543-nucleotide messenger RNA. Its product is annotated as lactose-binding lectin l-2-like. The transcript has 7 exons. The record is from RefSeq and is a predicted model, not a curated record. Lineage: Eukaryota; Metazoa; Chordata; Actinopteri; Siluriformes; Ariidae. The coding region runs from base 1 to 543 and encodes 180 amino acids. Gene Ontology annotation, molecular function: signaling receptor activity.
AUGGCUCGUCACACUGAAGUGGUGUUACUUCUUAUUGUUGCCACAGCAGCGACAGGUUUGGCUACUGUGGUCCCUCUGUCAGAUGCUUAUUUUGAUAAGAUCGUACAGGAAGCCAAAGACCGUCGAGUAAAUGACAGAUGUUCCCAAUGCUGUCAAUUUGGUUGGGUGCAAUAUAAUAGACGCUGCUUCAUAUAUAAGGCCACCCAGGUGAUCUGGGCUUCUGCUGAGGAACACUGUGUGCAUCUGGGUGGACACUUGAUAUCAAUACACAAUGAAAAUGAUUACCAGCUGGCCAAGUCCCUUAUCCGUACUCAUGACCCCAAGCAGAAUCCAACAUGGAUCGGCCUUUCUAGCUGUCAGAAGAAAGGUAAGUGGUUUUGGUCUGAUGGCACCAAACUGACUUUCACCAAGUGGAACCCAAGAGAACCAAAUCAGCUAAUUGGAGAGUGCUGUGCGCAUAUGAAUUACGGCAAAAAGAAGGACUGGAAUGACAUUCGCUGUAAAAAGAAAUAUCCCUUUGUGUGUGCCAAGAAGCUUAAGUGA